Messenger RNA from Penicillium samsonianum, 1623 nucleotides. RefSeq lists its product as uncharacterized. The record is from RefSeq and is a predicted model, not a curated record. Lineage: Eukaryota; Fungi; Ascomycota; Eurotiomycetes; Eurotiales; Aspergillaceae. The transcript has a single exon. The coding region runs from base 1 to 1623 and encodes 540 amino acids. Gene Ontology annotation, biological process: peptidoglycan biosynthetic process. Gene Ontology annotation, molecular function: D-alanine-D-alanine ligase activity; metal ion binding; ATP binding.
AUGAGAAUCUGUGUUUUGCACUCCUCGGAGGAAGGUGGAAAUAGUGUGGAGGACGCGGAAGGUCUGUGGCCUGAUGUGGGCGUCUACGCGCCCCAACACACCGUGGAAAACAAGUAUAUCAAAAAGAAAACGGCCAAGGAGGAGAUCGAUGAAGCUGUGGCCGAAGGGUACGAUUUCUACUUUCAGUUCCUGUGGGGAACACACGAUGAUACAGUCAGUGGUGUAGAUGCCAUUAAGUAUUUCGAAUCGUUGAACCUGCCCUCAGCCGGCAUCCGAGGUUGGGAACGAGAGCGAUCCAAGCUCGCUUUCUACACCGAGGCCAGAAAGCAAGGGUUUCCGCCCGUGCCAGGCGUGGAUAAGUUUCCCUUGUUCGUCAAACCUGCCUUCAGCUAUGCCAGCCUUCUCAUCGACCAACACUCUCUAUGCCGAAAUGAGACGGAGCUGGCAUUGGCCAUCAGUCGUUUGAACACGGGGAUGCGAGAGGCACGGGUUCGGAGGGCUGUCGGGUCAGGGCAUGCAGACCCGGAAGAAUUUGUCCGGGCUUGUGAAGUGGCUGGUCGGGACAGCGACGACAUCGUUGUCCAGGAGUACAUCGACGGGCAAGAAUAUUCGGUCGUUGUCCUCGCCAUGGGCCAGAUCCCCAUCCCUAUGACUCCCCAGCGGGCCAGACUACCGAGCGGGAAAGAAUUCCUGACAUUCGACGCCAAGUUUGAUGGGGAAUCGGGCUACGAAUUGCUGGAUGAAGCAGAUGAUCCCGCGUUGUACCGUCAUCUCCAGGAGACGGCCGUGCAAGGGUUCAAAGCUGGCAAAAUGGCGACAAACAACAUGGGAUGUGAUGUCGAUCUUCGCAUGGGAUCAGAUGGAAAGGCUGUGGUCAUUGAGGUUGACCCUAUGCCCGUAUGGUUCCUGCCCCCAGGAAACAAAUUUGAAGAUACAGAUGUGAAGCAAGGUCUCGCAGACCAUCAGAGGGCGGCUAUCAAUAUCUUCAUUACCAACCACUUCCUCCAGCAUCCUGAUCAGAAAAGGAUCAAAGAGCUCAGCGAAUUGGAGACGUUCUAUGAUAAUUGCAGCUCGCAUUAUGAUCAGACGAAGUCAUCCGCUCGGGCCACCCAAGCUGCAACUACAAUGGCGGAAAAAUUCUCUUACAGUGGCACUAUCUUGGAUCUUGGGUGUAAGACUGGCUUCCUUGGUCAGAAGUUGCGCGGGCAGCAAAACCAUACGCCAUCGGCAAAGAGCAGUAUCCAGCGACUGGUGGGAGUUGAUAUGUCGAACAAGAUGUUGGAUAUCUGCCGACAGUCUGAAUGCUACGAUGAGCUCUUCCAUAGCCAGAUUUUGCAGUUCUUGGCCAACUACAACGAUCCUGUUAAUCACGUUGUCAGCCUGUCUGCUCUUCAACAUCUGGCCGUGCCAGAGCUGAGUUUUGUCCUGGCACGGUGCUUCCAAAUUGCGCGAGACUCUAUCACUAUCGCGGUCGAUAAAAAGGAGGAUAGAGCAGGUGAUUCAAUUAAUUUUUUCUUGGAUCAUACUGAAAGCGUGAAAUCACUGGGACUGCCGUUUGGCUGGCAUCUAGCCUCGCAAAUCGAAGAUGAAUGCAGCACUCUGUUACGCUUUGAAAGAUGCUAG